Molecule: messenger RNA, 580 nt
Organism: Mobula hypostoma (lesser devil ray)
Lineage: Eukaryota; Metazoa; Chordata; Chondrichthyes; Myliobatiformes; Myliobatidae
Gene: ndufa12
Product: NADH:ubiquinone oxidoreductase subunit A12
Exons: 4
Coding region: 50-487 (145 amino acids)
Biological process (GO): mitochondrial respiratory chain complex I assembly; response to oxidative stress
Cellular component (GO): membrane
Source: RefSeq, a predicted model, not a curated record
CGCGGGUCGGCGCUGUGGGCUGAAGUGAUGAGGCGGUUAGCCGGCCGAGAUGGCGGAUGUUCUUGCUGUGUUCAGAAGGGGAUGGACUCAGUUUUGGAGUUACGGCGGUAUUCGUGGUGCUUUGUUUCAUCUUCUAAGAACAAGUGAACUAAAAACUGGGAACCUUGUUGGGGAAGACAAGUAUGGAAACAAAUAUUAUGAAGACAAACGAUAUUUCUUUGGUCGACAUCGAUGGGUUGAAUACACUGAAGAGAUGAAUGGGAAGAACACUUACUGGGAAGUAGAUGGAAGCAUGAUUCCUCCAGAGUGGCAUCGUUGGAUUCACUGCUUUACUGAGCACCCACCCACUACACACCCUCCAGUUGAAAGGAAAUUUAUCUUCAAAACGCAUCAGUUUAACAUGAGCGGCACGCCAGGACAGUAUGUACCUUAUUCAACUACUCACAAGAAGAUUCACGAGUGGGUCCCACCACAAAGCAGCAAGUGAGCCACGUGUGGCCCAACUUGCAUUCAAAAUGAUUCCUUCUACUCCUUCCUCAUUCUAUGUGGACAUUAAACAAAUAAAGUUAUGUUAUCAAUA